Molecule: messenger RNA, 2687 nt
Organism: Candoia aspera
Lineage: Eukaryota; Metazoa; Chordata; Lepidosauria; Squamata; Candoiidae
Product: myotubularin-related protein 9-like
Exons: 11
Coding region: 226-1815 (529 amino acids)
Biological process (GO): negative regulation of autophagy; phosphatidylinositol dephosphorylation
Cellular component (GO): cytoplasm; membrane
Molecular function (GO): phosphatidylinositol-3-phosphate phosphatase activity
Source: RefSeq, a predicted model, not a curated record
ACAACAAACAGCGGCUGCAAGGUUUCUCAACAACUGUGCCCUGUGGAUCUCGGCUGGCUGGCUCAGGCAUGAACGGAGGGGAUGAUAUUUGUCCCCUGCAGCCUUCACCAGUAGGCGGGGGAUCCUGUUUCCUCUCAAGCAAGACCCCUUUGCAGGUGCCAGAGGGGACCCGUCCCCAAUCCAGCUCUCAGUCGCAUCCCCAGGACGCUCUGCCACCCCCCCACCAUGGAGUUUGCUGAGCUGAUCAAGACCACCAAGGUGGACGGCGUGGUCCUCUCGGGCCCAGGACUCCAGCCCAUCCGAGGGACGCUGGCCGUCACCAGCCAUCACUUGCUUUUUUCAUCCCAGACAGAAGGAAGUGGGGAGCACCAGAUGACUGAGUUGUGGCUUCUUAUUCGCAAUGUGGAUGCCAUUGAGAAAAGGCUUGCGAACACCUCUGGCACCAUUGCUCUCAGAUGCAAAGACCUGAAAAUUCUGCAGCUGGAAAUCCCUGGAAUGGAGGAGUGCCUGAACAUUGCCAGCUCCAUUGAGGCCCUUUCUUCUGUGGAAUCGGUGAUGAUGAUGUACCCCUUCUUCUACAGACCCCAAAACACGAAGCUGGGAACUGGGUGGCUGACAAACAUUACUGAACAGUAUUACAAGCAGAUUGCAUCUGAUACAGGGGCAUGGAGGCUGAGUUCUGUCAACACAGACUUUGGUGUCUGUCCCAGUUACCCGCCAGUUGUGAUCGUACCGGCAAGCGUGGACGACGGAGCCCUGCAGAAGACCGCCCGCUUCCGUCAGGGGAGGCGAUUCCCUGUCCUCAGCUACUAUCACAAAAAAAACGGGACGGUGAUGCUUCGCAGCAGCCAGCCCCUCGUGGGGCCCAACCGGAAACGCUGCCACGAGGAUGAGCUGCUCUUGAGCGCCGUCCUGGCGGGCGGGGAGCCCGGCUUCGUCCUCGACACCCGAUCGCUGCAGGCCGCCAAGCAGGCCCGGGUGAUGGGGGGUGGCCUGGAGCACCGGAGCUGCUACAGUGGCUGGAAGAGGCUGCACCGGGCUCUGGAGAGGGGCCGUCCCCUCCAGGAAAGCUUCAUCAAGCUGGUGGAAGCUUGCAACGACCCUUCUCCCCACAUGGACCGCUGGCUGAGCAGGCUGGAAGCCUCCAAGUGGCUGUCCCACGUCAAGGAAGCUUUGAGCACAGCCUGCCUGGCAGCCCAGUGCCUGGAAAGGGAGGAGGCCUGCGUCCUGGUGCACGGGGCCGAAGGGAAGGACGCCACCUUGCUGGUGACCGCUCUCGCCCAAGUUAUCCUGGACCCAGACUGCAGGACGCUGGCCGGCUUCCAGGGGCUGCUGGAGCGGGAAUGGAUACAGGCAGGGCACCCGUUCCACCUCCGCUGCGCCCGCUCCGCCUACUCCCACACUCGGCUCAAGCAGGAGGCGCCCACGUUUGUCCUCUUCCUUGACUGCGUCUGGCAACUCGGGCGCCAAUUCCCCUUAUCACUGGCAUUCAAUGAGCAUCUUCUGCUGGCACUCUUUGAGCAUUGCUAUGCCUCCCCCUACGGCACAUUCCUGUGCAACAACGAGAAGGAAAGGAAGUUCUGUGAGGUGAGGGAGAAGACCCACUCCCUCUGGCCCUGGAUAAAUCGUGUGGAGAAGUACCUGAAUCCCCUGUACACGUACAACCCCUUGGUCAUCUGGCCCUCCGUGGAACCACAGAGCGUGGUGCUCUGGCAAGGUUUAUUUCUCCGCUGGGUCCGUUCAUCCCACUAUUUCGAUGAAGCGUGGGCAGAAAUUCAGCAAAUAGCAAGGAACAGCCAAACCUACCCACAAUAGUUACACAGUGAAACGUGAAAGUAACUUGCAACGCCCCCUUUUCGGAUGCAGGAACCAAAGACCUGGUGAUAAAGGUCACCCCAAAACAGAAGAGCUGAAGACAGAGGGAGGGAUGCCAACACGGAGCCAAGGAGAGAGAUCCCAGCACUGAGCUCUUUAUCUGUGGCACUGCAAAAGCUGUUUAUGAACGCAUAGAUGUAUUUCCCACAGGGUGACCAGACUAGUUUUUUUAAUGGUUACAAAUAAAAUACAGCUCUUUGUAUCCAAGUUUUAGAUCAAGGAAAUCAAGAACGUAAGAUAGAUCUUCCUGGAAUUUGAUUGAGAGGGGUGGGUUCGCAUGACAAGCCAGACUAGGCUGAAAUAGGGUGGGUCCUGUGCAGUUCAGGGUUUUGUGGAAAUGUUGUGUGAACACAACUGUGUUUUGAUAACUCGGGUUUAGGGAUCAGCGAAUCCCGCCAAGAUCCACCUGGUCCCAUAGUUUCCUCUCCCUAACCCAGCCAGAUAUCCAGGGAGUGCCUUCUGACCAACCCGGCUGCAUAUGGGACAAGGAAAAUGAUGCUGAAACAUAAACUGUAAUAUGAGGCUUAACAUGUUUUUUUUCCAAAAGCAAAGUAGCCCCUUCUUUCCACAGAAAUACAUCAUGGUCCCCCCAAUUUUGGAUCCUUGCCCCACCUGCUGCCAUCCCAACCUCUCAGAGCAGACGUUAACCUCUUGUUGUCCCACCCCACCAGGGAGGAAGCCCCCAGCUGGGGCAGAAGAGCUCCACAUGAACCUGGUAACGAGAAAGUCAUCUGGACACUCCUGUGUAGCCACCCCAACUGGCAGCCGAUGGCUACGUCUGGACAAUAAAGUUGACCAGGUCCAAUGGAGAC